Salarias fasciatus (jewelled blenny) is the source of this 2708-nucleotide messenger RNA. RefSeq names its product protocadherin alpha-C2-like. Bases 17 to 2443 code for a protein of 808 amino acids. NCBI's taxonomy places the organism in Eukaryota, Metazoa, Chordata, Actinopteri, Blenniiformes, Blenniidae. Gene Ontology annotation, cellular component: plasma membrane. Gene Ontology annotation, molecular function: calcium ion binding. The record is from RefSeq and is a predicted model, not a curated record. Gene Ontology annotation, biological process: homophilic cell-cell adhesion. The transcript has 4 exons.
UUGAACCAGCAAAACAAUGGAUCUCGUUGUGACAAUGGAGGCAUGCAGAAGGUACGUGCUGCUCGUUGUUUUUAUCCAUUUUACUUUGAUUGGCAACAUAUCAACCUCAGUGACUCAUUAUUCGAUACCAGAAGAAAUGAAAGAAGGGUCCUCUGUGGCAAAUCUUGCUGCUGAUCUCGGCUUGGAUGUUAAAACGCUCAAUCAGAGGAAGAUGCGUUUGGACAUAAUCUCGAACAAAAAAUAUCUGGAUGUGAACAGAGAGACUGGAGAACUGUACAUCGCAGAAAAGAUUGAUCGGGAAAGCAGUUGUAACUUCAAAGCGUCUGCUUCUUGUUAUCUCAAACUGGAAUUAAUACUGGAAAAUCCGGUGAGGAUUUUUAACAUUGAAGUGGAAAUUUUGGACAUGAACGACAACGCCCCACAAUUUAGAAGAGACGUCAUUCAUUUAGACAUAUCAGAAGCGACUCCAAAUGGAGAGAGAUUUUCACUGAGCAAUGCAGUAGAUCCGGACAUUGGAUCGAAUUCAGUAAAAACCUAUCAUCUGAGUGAGAGUGAAUACUUUAAUAUUGAAGUACAGACUGGAAGAGACGGGUCAAAGUUUGCAGAAUUAAUCCUCAAAAGGAAUUUAGAUCGAGAGCAGCAGAGUGUUCAUAAUUUGAUCCUGACAGCUGUAGAUGGAGGAACACCUGCUCGGUCUGGUACUGCCAGUGUCAUUGUUCGUGUGUUGGAUAUGAAUGAUAAUGCUCCAAAAUUUGAGAAAACCAACAUGAGUGUUAAAAUCUUGGAAAAUUCUCCCAUUGGAAGUCUUGUAACUGAUCUGGAUGCAAUAGAUUUAGAUGAAGGUUCAAAUUCUGACAUUACAUACACAUACAGUUUAUAUACACAGGAGAGGACACAAGAAACGUUUAACCUGAAUCCUACAACUGGUGAAAUUACUGUUAAAGGAAUGUUAAAUUAUGAAGAUUUCAAGAGUUAUGACAUGGAAGUAAUAGCGACUGACAAAGGAACAAAUAGUUUAUCAGGACAAUGUACCAUUAAGAUUCUUGUUGAGGACAUGAAUGACAACCACCCAGAAAUAUCUAUCAAAUCAUUUCAGAGUCCAGUGAAUGAAAAUAUAGAAUUAGACACAGUUAUAGCUGUAGUUAGUGUUAAUGAUAAAGACUCAGGUGAUAAUGGCAUCGUUGAUUUAAGCAUUCCUAAAAAUAUGCCUUUCAAACUGAGGGAGUCCUCUGAUAACUAUUAUGAAUUAGUGGUGUCGGAGCCAUUAGACCGUGAGAAAGUCCCAGAAUAUGAUAUCACAUUCACUGUCACAGACAGAGGCUCUCCUCCUUUAUCUGACAAUGAAACCAUGACUUUAGAGCUGCUGGAUGUCAAUGACAAUGUUCCACAGUUCCCACAGUCAUUUUAUACCAUACGUGUAAUGGAGAAUAAUGCGCCUGGAGCCUUGCUCAGCUCCCUCACGGCCUUUGACCCUGACCUCCAUGAAAACCAGUAUCUAGUUUACUUCAUCAUAGAGAAGGAGAUAGCCAACACCUCCAUGUCCAUGCUGUUCUCCAUCAAUCCAGAGAACGGGAAUCUUUAUGCACUGAAAACUUUUGACUAUGAGAUUGAGAAGGAGUUUCUUUUCCACAUUGAGGCCCGAGACUCUGGCUCUCCUCCACUCAGCAGCAACGUGACUGUUCACAUCAUUAUUGUGGACCAGAAUGACAACGCUCCAGUCAUUGUCUCUCCGUGGCGUGCUCACGGCUCAGUGGUGGAGGAAAAGAUCCCCAGAUCCACUGAUAAAGGCUCCCUGGUGGCCAAAGUCAUCGCUUUGGACACAGACUCAGUGCACAACUCUCGGAUUACCUACCAGUUUCUCCAGGUGACUGACGCCACCUUGUUCAGCCUGGAUCAAUACAAUGGAGAGAUCCGGACCAUGAGGAUGUUCAGCUACAGAGAUCCACGCCACCAGCGGCUGGUUGUUGUUGCCAAGGACAACGGGCAGCCUGCUCUGUCUGCUACAGUCACCAUCAAGCUGUCCACAGUGGAGACUGCAGUGAAGGCCUACUCUGACAUGACUGAGAUGCCUCUGGAAUAUGACAUCUUCUCAGACCUCAACCUGUACUUGGUGAUCGGUCUGGGUUCAGUGUCCUUUCUGCUGCUCAUCACCAUUCUGGUCACCAUCGUGCUCAAGUGUCAGAAACCCAAGCCCAGCAAAACAGCUGCUCCCUGCAGGAACAGUGUGAUCAGUGAGCGGAACUCCACCAUCGCUGACUCCACUCUGGUGUCCAACGACGCCUACUGGUACAGUCUGUUUCUGGCCGAGACCAGGAAAGGAAAGCUGGUGGUCAGACAGCCUAUGCCCAAGGGCUCCAGAUACAUCGUGUCCAGCAUCCCAAGAGGGACAGGACUGACUGACACUAGUGACUCAGCACCAUCCACUCUGCAGUACCCUAAAUGAGGGAAGUCCACUCUGCAGCUGGAGGCAUCUACCACCAGCAGCAGCAGCUCAACUUGAAGCCCCCCCUCAUCCUCCAGCUACAUUCUGAAUGGACGCUGACAAGAGUCUCCAAUGAGGAAAGGAGAAAGCCCUGGACGUAACACCGCCCCAUGGCCAUCUUGCUCUGUUUGUUCGUUGUUCCUCACACAAUAAGUAGAGUCAUGUCAAGCCAGUGGACUAUAGUGACUAAUCAAAAACAUGACCCUGUUAUUGAGCACAUGAAAGC